Messenger RNA from Lepisosteus oculatus (spotted gar), 2757 nucleotides. The record is from RefSeq and is a predicted model, not a curated record. Lineage: Eukaryota; Metazoa; Chordata; Actinopteri; Semionotiformes; Lepisosteidae.
CGGGCGAGAAAAUAAGAAAUUUCAAAAAAAAGGGGGCCGAAGCCAGCUCUUGACCGUUUUCAUAAACACCCUUGUUAAAGAUUUUUCAAGACACUUUUCCUCCUUCCGUUCUGUUGCUUGGUUCGUUGCCAAAGAAACGGGGUGUCUAGUCUCGCGAUACAGUCAAGACGGCUCAACCAGAGAAGACUGGUCCUGAGUAUACAAGUGACACGGGCUUCUAAUAAAUCGCUACCAUGAGAUUAAAGACAUCAAUCUUGAAGGAGCCUAAACAUAAAGAAUUAGUUAGCUGUGUUGGCUGGACCACAGCAGAUGAGCUCUACUCCUGUAGUGAAGAUCAUCAGAUCCUCAGAUGGAAUCUUCUGACAAAUGAGACGACACUAGCAGUGAAACUGCAAGUGGACAUUUACCCAAUAGAUCUUCACUGGUUUCCCAAAACUGUGGGAGGGAAGAAACAAGCACAGGCUGAGGUCUUUGUGCUUACUGGUACAGAUGGCAAGUUUCAUCUGGUUUCAAAGACUGGUCGAAUUGAAAAAAGUGUGGAGGCACAUCGUGGAGCGGUUCUGGCUGGGAGAUGGAAUUAUGACGGGACUGCCUUAAUUACAGCUGGUGAAGAUGGACAAAUUAAGAUCUGGUCAAAAAGUGGAAUGUUACGUUCCACUUUGGUCCAGCAAGGGUCAUCAGUUUAUUCAGUUGCCUGGGCACCUGAUUCUGACAAAAUUCUCUACACUUUAGGAAAACAGCUGGUUAUCAAGCCCCUUCAGCCCAGUGCUAAGGUUUUACAGUGGAAAGCUCAUGAUGGUGUCAUUCUAAAGGUAGACUGGAAUUCAGUCAACGACUUGAUUCUUUCAGGCGGUGAAGACUGUAAAUAUAAGGUUUGGGAUAGCUAUGGGCAUCUUCUUUACUGUUCUGCCUCACAUGACUACCCAAUUACCUCUGUGGCCUGGGCACCUGAUGGUGAAUUGUUUGCUGUGGGCUCUUUCAACACUUUGCGACUAUGUGAUAAAACAGGGUGGUCAUACGCAUUGGAAAAGCCAAACACUGGAAGCAUUUUCAAUAUUGCCUGGUCAGUGGAUGGGACUCAGGUUGCUGGUGCCUGUGGGAAUGGGCACGUGAUUUUUGCUCAUGUUAUUGAGCAGAGAUGGUCAUGGAAAAACUUUGAGAUAAUACUCACAAAAAGAAGAACUAUGCAGGUGAGGAAUGUACAGAAUGACGCAGUGGAUGUUUUAGAGUUCCGGGACAGAGUGAUAAAGGCUUCCCUGUCGUUUGGGCAUCUAGUAGUCACAACGUCUCUACAAUGCUACGUGUACAGUGCAAAGAAUUGGAACACACCGUUGAUUUUUGAUCUUAAAGAAGGAACUGUUAGCCUGAUCCUGCAAGCAGAGAGACACUUUCUACUUGUGGAUGGAGCAGGUAUCUAUUUGUUUUCAUAUGAAGGACGUCUGAUUUCUGCUCCGAAGUUCCCUGGAAUGAGGACUGACAUCCUGAAUGCGCAGACUGUCUCUCUUAGUAAUGACACCAUCGCAAUAAGAGAUAAAGCUGAUGAGAAAGUUAUCUUUCUGAUUGAUGCUCUGUCUGGAAAGCCUCUUGGAGACGGCAAGCCCCUGGUGCACAAGAUGGAGGUAAUGGAAGUUGCUUUGGACCAGUGUGGAAUACCAAACGAGAGAAAGAUUGCUCUAAUUGAUAAGAAUCGAGACUUGUAUCUGACCUGUGUCAGAAGAUUUGGAAGGGAGCCACCGAUUAAUAAAAUUGGCACCAUGGUACAUUCUAUGGCUUGGAAUGACACUGCAAAUAUUCUGUGUGGGAUUCAAGAUAAUCAUUUCACUGUUUGGUGUUACCCUAACACUGAGUUUGUGGACAAGGAUCUUCUGCCAAAAACAAUGUGUAUGAAAGAUGCAAGUGAAUUCAGCAGAAAUCCACAAGUUUUAAACUAUGUGGGCAAUCAAGUUGCAAUCAGAAGAGCCGAUGGCUCCUUGGUGUACAGCUGUGUAUCUCCUUACCCUGCAAUCCUCCAUGAGUACGUCACUGCUUCGCGCUGGGAUGAUGCUCUCAGGCUCUGUCGCUUUGCAAAGGCUUUUCCUUCUGAGGAUCAAACAUUAUGGGCCUGUCUUGCUGCAAUGGCAAUUGCAAGUAAAGAGCUGACUACAGCAGAGAUUGCAUAUGCAGCUAUUGGUGAGAUUGAUAAAGUCCAGUAUAUCAAUUCCAUAAAAGAGCUGCCAUCUAAAGAAUCUUCAUUGGCUUACAUGAUGCUCUUCAGUGGAAAUGUACAAGAAGCAGAGGGGAUUCUUCUUCAAGCUGGAUUGAUAUACCAAGCAAUUCAGGUUCAUAUCAACCUGUACAACUGGGACAGGGCUCUGGAACUGGCUGUAAAAUAUAAGACACAUGUUGACACUGUUCUAGCUUACAGGCAGAAAUAUUUGGAAGAUUUUGCCAAAAAAGAAACCAACAAAAGAUUUUUGCAGUAUUCAGAAGGAGUGGAGGUUGAUUGGGAAAAAAUACAAGCCAAAAUUGAUAUGGAAAUAGCCAAAGAACGAGAAAAAGCAGCUAGCUCUUCUGCAGUGAGAAGCAGCAUGUCCUCCCAUCGGUAGACUACUGAAUCCCUUCAUCCUUCACCCUUGAUAUGCUUGGACAUUCCUUGUCAGUGGGGAUUUAGAGGCUGCUUUGUGCUCACAUGUGUACUUAGUUUAAAAAACACUGUACGAUUUGUUGUGUAAUAUAUGUUAUAUAAUAUGAAUAUUUCUGGUGUGUAAAUAAUGAUAA